Heterocephalus glaber (naked mole-rat) is the source of this 3840-nucleotide messenger RNA. It is a transcript of the gene Dusp8, whose product is annotated as dual specificity phosphatase 8. Gene Ontology annotation, biological process: peptidyl-tyrosine dephosphorylation; negative regulation of MAPK cascade. Gene Ontology annotation, cellular component: cytoplasm. The record is from RefSeq and is a predicted model, not a curated record. NCBI's taxonomy places the organism in Eukaryota, Metazoa, Chordata, Mammalia, Rodentia, Bathyergidae. Gene Ontology annotation, molecular function: protein tyrosine/threonine phosphatase activity; MAP kinase tyrosine/serine/threonine phosphatase activity; MAP kinase tyrosine phosphatase activity.
GAGCGGCGCAGGUCCCGGGUGCGCGCCCGCGGCGAGCGGCGGCCAGGUCGGGCACCAUGCGCUAGGUGCUGCCAGCACCGCAAGGCCACACCCUCCUCACCGCGAGGUCACUGCCUGCUGCCCACCGCCCCACCAUGGCCGGGGACCGGCUCCCGAGGAAGGUGAUGGACGCCAGGAAGCUGGCCAGCCUGCUGCGGGGCGGGCCUGGGGGGCCCCUGGUCAUCGACAGCCGCUCCUUUGUGGAGUACAACAGCUGGCACGUGCUCAGCUCCGUCAACAUCUGCUGUUCCAAGCUGGUGAAGCGGCGGCUGCAGCAGGGCAAGGUGACCAUUGCCGAGCUCAUCCAGCCUGCCACUCGCAGCCAGGUGGAGGCUGCAGAACCACAGGACGUAGUGGUGUAUGACCAGAGCACCCGGGAUGCCAGUGUGCUGGCCGCAGACAGCUUCCUGUCCAUCCUGCUCAGCAAGCUGGACGGCUGCUUCGACAGCGUGGCCAUCCUCACGGGGGGCUUCGCCACCUUCUCCUCCUGCUUCCCUAGCCUCUGCGAGGGCAAACCUGCCACCCUGCCACCCAUGAGCCUCUCCCAGCCCUGCCUGCCUGUGCCCAGCGUGGGCCUGACCCGCAUACUGCCUCACCUCUACCUGGGCUCCCAGAAGGAUGUCCUCAACAAGGAUCUGAUGACCCAAAAUGGAAUAAGCUACGUCCUCAACGCCAGCAAUUCCUGCCCCAAGCCGGACUUCAUCUGCGAGAGCCGCUUCAUGCGCAUUCCCAUCAACGACAACUACUGUGAAAAACUGCUGCCCUGGCUGGACAAGUCCGUGGAGUUCAUCGAUAAAGCCAAGCUGUCCAGCUGCCAGGUCAUCGUCCACUGUCUGGCCGGCAUCUCCCGCUCUGCAACCAUUGCCAUAGCCUACAUCAUGAAGACCAUGGGCAUGUCCUCCGACGACGCCUACAGGUUUGUGAAGGACCGGCGGCCGUCCAUCUCGCCCAAUUUCAACUUCCUGGGCCAGCUGCUGGAGUACGAGCGGAGCCUGCAACUGCUGGCCGCCCUGCAGGGCGACACCCCCCACCCGGGGACCCCCGAGCCCCUCCCGGGCCCCGCAGCAGGGGUCCUGCUGCCAAGGCUGCCACCACCACCUACCUCAGAGAGUGCUGCCACCGGGGGCGCGGCAGCCACCGCAGCCAGGGAGAGUGGCACCUGGGAGGCCCCGGCCGCCACCCCGGCCACUAGCGCACUGCAGCAGGGCCUGCGCGGCCUGCACCUGUCCUCCGACCGCCUGCAGGACACCAACCGCCUCAAGCGCUCCUUCUCCCUGGACAUCAAGUCGGCCUACGCCCCGAGCCAGCGGCCUGAGCGUCCGGGGCCGCCUGCCCCCGGGGAGGCAGCCAAGCUGUGCAAGUUGCACAGCCCCUCAGGGGUCCUGCUGGGCCUCCCCUCACCGGCCUCUGACAGCCCAGACUCCACUGCAGAGACGCGCCCUCGGCCCCGUCGGCGGCACCGGCCGCCCGCCAGCUCCCCAGCCCGCUCCCCGGGGGCACACGGCCUCGGCCUGAACUUCGGCGAUACGGGGCGCCAGACUCCAAGGCACGGACUCUCUGCCCUGUCUGCACCCGCACUGCCCGGCCCGGGUCAGCCCGCCAGCCCGGGGGCCUGGGCGCCGCCGCUCGACUCCCCGGGGACACCCUCCCCCGACGCACCCUGGUGCUUCAGCCCCGAGGGUGCACAGGGGGCCUUCAGCCUGGCAGGCGCGCCCGGGCCCGGCGGCAGGGGCGACGGCUGGCCCGAGGAGCCCGCCCCAGACUCGCAGUUCAAGAGGCGCAGCUGCCAGAUGGAGUUCGAGGAGGGCAUGGCCGAGGGCCACGCGCGUGGCGAGGAGCUGACAGCCCUGGGCAAGCAGGCCAGCUUCUCGGGCAGCGUGGAGGUCAUCCAGGUCUCCUGACCGCGGCGCAGGCCCACCAUAGACCUAGACUGCAUAGGCUGCAGAGGAAGGGAAACGACUCUACUGCGAUUUUUACCGAGAAGUAAAUAUUUCCAUUUUUUAUUUAUUUAAGCAGUUCAUGCUGGCAAUGAUUCGGCACCCAUGUGGCCGGCCUUCGGCGCUCUAUUUUUACUGUCUGGUAUUUAAACUGAAACACUUGUCUCUAAGCAAUAGGAGGCUGACAUCCGUCCCUGUCACGAGCGGCGGGCCAGGCCUGGGACCUCCCUGCGCCCUCCUCCCCCCGAAACACUGCUGAUGUUGCAAAGAGGCUGCCCGGCUUUCGUGCACUUUUUACGUAAGAAAAAGGGGAAAAAGCAAAAAAAAAAAAAUCUUCUUUGCCGCAAACUGAGCCGCAGAAGCUCCUCCCCCGCCCGCCUGGCCUCCUUCCCUCCCCGGGCUCUGCACCAAAGCCGUAGGUGGGGAGGGGGGCUGCAGGAGCAGGGCCCUGCCAGCUCCGGGGCCAGCUCUCAGUGGCAUGGGGACCCUGCUGCCUGUCGGCAGGGCUGCCCCUGCCCGGUGUCGGCCAGCACUGGCUCCUGAGUCAGAGGAGGUGGACCCCCAGGGCAAGGAUGGACAGAAGCGACCCUCCCCCUCGGGCCCAGGUCCAGAGAGGCCCUGCAGAGGCAGCCGCUCCCCUCUUCUCUCCUUUAGGGGUCUCCCCAGGGCAGCCUGCAGGGACAGAGCCUGGCCUGGGGGCUGCCCCGAUCAGACAGGAGCCCUGGCCCAGAUCCAAUCCUGAGGCCUGUGCCGAGCUGCUGUAUUCAGGGCUGGGGUCCAUGGCUCUGGGAAAGCCCCCACGGGAGCAGGCCCUGGAGAAGUCCCCCUUGUCUGCCUGGCCCCGGGGGACCUCUCAGGAGAGAACCCCCUGUGCACCCCGUUCCUUUCCUGGCACUCUCCCCACAUCUUGGGGCGAGGUCCAGACCCCACCCUCCAGAGGCUUUUUGGCCAGGAGGGUCAGCCUGGAGGUGGGGCAGGAGGAAGCCCAGCCACCACACCCCACAGCCUCUCAGGUCACUGGGGCCUGAGGCUUUGGGGGCAAGGCCUGCCCCUCGUGUCCUGGAGUCCGAGGGUUGCCUGUCACCCCGGGAAGAGGCGAAGGGCUUGGCAGGAGUGCCCAGCCCGCCCCAGCCCCGCCACUGUGUUCUGUUUGUUCUUUUGUCCCCGCCCUGUGUUCCGUCAUCCCUCUGAGCAAAGUCCUGUUCCGGCUCCCUCUGUCCCCCACGCCCUGUCCCCAAGAAAAUAAGCUAUCAUUGUUGUAUUUGCAAUCUAUGGAUUAGAGGUUUAAGUAUUUAUUAUUAUUGGUUAAUUAUUAUUAUUAAUUAUGUAAAUUUGCCUUCUGUCUGAUGCUUUGAGUUUCUGAGGUGACCCUGGAGGGGUCACUGGUGGAUGCACUGUCCUGUUGCCCGCCCCUCUGCUGUCCGGGAGACAGUGGUGUGGGGUCACUGGUUGGGCCCCGGAACUCUGGGCGGGUCUCGGCCCCUGCCCUCCCCUGGCGGGGGGGUGUGCGGGCCCCUGGAGCCUCAGUCUGUCUUUGUUCCCGCUCCCCUGACACUGUUUCCCCAGAGUGAACAGCUGGAAUGGGGAGAAGGCCUCCAUGUGCCAGGAAGGCAGGGCACCAGGGCCCUCAAGUCUCCAGCCUUACCUGGCAUUGGGCAUCACCCAGAACAGACCUGGCCCCUCCUAUUAUUUGCUGGAAAGUCCAGCAGAGGAGGGCGCCACCCCCCCAGACCCCCAGUCCCUGGGACCGGGGUGUCCGACUGCCCCCCACGGGAACCCUGCCCCUGCGGGUCACACUUUCCCGUUCCCUCCUUUUGUAUUUGGAAAUCAUAUGUUGUAAUAAAUCCCAACACAGGUGUUUUCC